Messenger RNA from Humulus lupulus (European hop), 3308 nucleotides. Its product is annotated as probable LRR receptor-like serine/threonine-protein kinase At1g06840. The transcript has 21 exons. Gene Ontology annotation, molecular function: protein kinase activity; ATP binding; protein binding. Lineage: Eukaryota; Viridiplantae; Streptophyta; Magnoliopsida; Rosales; Cannabaceae. Bases 236 to 3094 code for a protein of 952 amino acids. Gene Ontology annotation, biological process: protein phosphorylation. The record is from RefSeq and is a predicted model, not a curated record.
CUAGAACGAUUAUAGUAGUAAUAACUAAUAGUAGACCAAAAAAAUAAAAAAAAACAUGGCCAACCAUCAUCAUCAUCAUCGUUUUCGUCAGCACUAUCAGAAACUGUUGCAGCAUUUGAUAUGGCGACCUGGUCAGAAGCAUACUAAGCUCAAGGGGAAGCAUUCGAAUUUCGCAGAAAAUUUUGGUGUUGUGUUUGAAGAAAUAAUCAGAGUUAUUGUGUUUUAAGUCUUGGAGAUGUAUCCAUCAAAAUCUUGGGUGUACUCAACCGCUCUGGUUUUGUAUUUAUGGUGUUCACUACAUGUUGAAGCCCAGUAUAACAUUACUGACCCAGUUGAAGUGAAAGCAUUGCGGGAUAUUAAGAAAACUUUGAUUGAUACCAACAAGAACUUGAGUAAUUGGAAUCGAGGCGAUCCGUGUUCAUCCCGUUGGAAUGGGGUUUUAUGCUUCAAUAGAACGUUUGAUGAUGGUUAUCUACAUGUUAGGGAAUUGCAAUUAUUAAAUAUGAACCUUUCCGGAACUCUAUCACCGGAGCUUGGCCGUUUAUCUCACAUGAUAAUAUUGGACUUCAUGUGGAACAAAUUAACUGGUAGUAUACCAAAGGAGAUAGGCAACAUUACAUCCUUGGAACUCUUGCUCCUGAAUGGAAAUCAGUUAACAGGUUCCUUGCCUGAGGAGCUCGGUAAUCUUGCAAACUUGAACAGAAUACAGAUUGACCAGAACCAUAUAUCAGGACCCAUACCUAAAUCAUUUGCAAACUUGAACAAAACAAAACACUUUCACAUGAACAACAAUUCGAUUAGUGGGCAAAUCCCACCAGAGCUCUCCAAAUUACCGAAUCUAGUUCACUUUCUUCUUGAUAAUAACAACUUAUCUGGUUAUCUUCCAGCUGAGUUCUCUGAACUUCCCGAAUUACUUAUACUUCAAGUUGAUAAUAACCACUUUGAUGGGAGUACAAUUCCAGAGUCGUUUGGCAACAUGUCCAAGUUAUUGAAGUUGAGUUUGAGGAAUUGUAGCUUACAAGGACCUAUGCCAAAUUUGAGCAGGAUACCAAAUCUGGGUUAUUUGGACCUCAGCUCAAAUCAGCUAAAUGGAUCUAUACCACCUGAUAAGCUUUCUAAUGAUAUCACAACUAUUGAUUUAUCAGACAACAAUCUUAUUGGAACUAUUCCAGAAAGCUUUUCCAGGCUUCCUUUGAUCCAAAAAUUGUCUGUUGCAAACAAUACAUUAAAUGGUACUGUUCCAUCCAGAAUUUGGCAUGAUAGGACUCUCAAUUCAACAGAACACCUUGUAUUGGAGUUCCAAAACAAUGAUCUUACAGAUAUUUCAGGCAGUAUUAGCCUCCCCCCAAAUGUCUCUGUCUGGCUCAAGGGGAAUCCAUUAUGUUCCAAUACUAGCCUAGUUCUCUUCUGUGGACCUGAAAGUGCAGAUAAUAGAACAAUAUUGACUGACUUCACUCCUGAUUGUCCAGUUCAAUCAUGUCCAUUCCCUUUUGAGUAUUCCAAGAAAUCUCCCGCUAAAUGUUUCUGUGCUGCUCCUCUUUUUGUUGAAUAUCGGUUAAAAAGUCCCGGAUUCUCAGAUUUCCUUCCUUACAAAAUCUCAUUUGAGGAGUAUCUUAGCGAUGGUCUUAAGCUACAACAGUAUCAAUUGGAGAUUAGUGAUGUGGCAUGGAUAAAAGGACCUCGUCUUAGAAUGUCCCUGAAGCUCUUUCCUGUAUAUGUUGUUAACGACACAAAAUCCGCAACUUUCAAUACAAGUGAGGUUCGAAGAAUUAUGGCCAUGUUCACAGGAUGGAACAUACCAGAUAGUGAAGUAUUUGGACCUUAUGAACUUCUCGGAUUCAAUCUAUUGGGCCCUUAUUUAACUGGGAUUCCUUUUGCAUCGAAAAAGUCUGGCAUAAGCAGGGGAGCACUUAUUGGCAUAGUUUUUGGGGCUAUCGCUGCUGCAACUACAUUAUCCGCAUUUGUUUCUCUUGUUAUACUGAGAAUGCGCAUGAGAAACCCUGCAUAUUCAAAAAGACGCCGGUUGUCUAAAGCAGCUCUUAAAAUUGAGGGCGUUAAGGAUUUCACUUAUGGAGAAAUGGUCUUGGCUACGAACAACUUUGAAAGUUCAGCUCAGGUUGGUCAAGGAGGUUAUGGCAAGGUUUAUAAAGGCAUUUUGGCAGAUGGUACACUAGUGGCCAUAAAGCGAGCACAGGAAGGAUCAUUGCAGGGUGAGAAAGAAUUCUUGACAGAAAUACAGUUAUUAUCGAGAUUGCACCACAGGAAUCUUGUGUCUUUGCUCGGAUUCUGUGAUGAAGAAGAUGAACAGAUGUUGAUCUAUGAGUUUAUGCCCAAUGGCACCCUAAGGGAUCACCUUUCUGUCAAAUCCAAAGAACCUUUAAGCUUUUCAAUGAGAUUGAGAAUUGCCCUGGGAUCAGCUAAGGGCAUCCUUUACCUACACACAGAAGCUAACCCUCCAAUAUUCCAUCGAGAUAUUAAGGCCAGCAACAUAUUAUUGGAUUCCAAGUUCGUUGCCAAGGUUGCUGAUUUUGGACUUUCACGACUUGCCCCGGUUCCAGAGAUAGAAGGGAACGUACCUGAUCACGUAUCCACAGUUGUGAAGGGGACUCCGGGUUAUCUUGAUCCAGAAUACUUCCUAACUCAUAAAUUAACAGACAAGAGUGAUGUUUAUAGUCUUGGUGUCGUGUUCUUGGAGCUCUUAACUGGGAUGCAGCCAAUUUCACAUGGAAAAAACAUUGUUAGAGAGGUUAAUCUUGCAUUUCAGUCUGGUAUGAUAUUCUCAGUCAUUGAUGGACGAAUGGGAUCUUACCCUUCUGACUGUGUGGAAAAGUUUCUUAGUCUGGCACUCAAGUGUUGCCAAGAUGACACAGAUUCUAGACCUUCAAUGGCAGAGGUGGUCAGACAACUCGAAAACAUAUGGCUUAUGAUGCCGGAAUCAGACACCAAAACUUUAGGACCUUUGAUCACUCAUAAAGCUGGAAAGCAAGAAACUUCACCUUCUUCAUCCUCUGAAAUAAAGAAUCCUUAUCUGUCCUUAGAUGUCUCUGGUAGUAACCUUGAUAGUGGAGUCAUUCCUACUAUUGCUCCAAGAUAAGAUUAAAAGAGGUAUCUGAUUCCAGAUUUCUGUUGCCAUGGAAAUCAGCUAGAAUAUCGUGUUUGAGCUGUUUCUUCAUGAUAAAUCUACAAUACUUUAUACGAAAACCAAUUUUUGUGUAUAUAAAAGGAAAGUAAUAUGGUAGUACAUUGCUAACUUUGUUGCUGUAAAUGAUAUUGUAUAUCUUUGUGGGAACUAUGCACUUUUGGUUGUA